Messenger RNA from Amphiprion ocellaris (clown anemonefish), 7216 nucleotides. It is a transcript of the gene phf21b, whose product is annotated as PHD finger protein 21B. NCBI's taxonomy places the organism in Eukaryota, Metazoa, Chordata, Actinopteri, Pomacentridae. The transcript is spliced from 14 exons. The coding region runs from base 1115 to 2674 and encodes 519 amino acids. The record is from RefSeq and is a predicted model, not a curated record.
CAGUGUUCAGUCUGACCUUUACUGCAAUUAUACUCACUAAUACUGCAGUUACACUCAAUAAUACUGCAAUUAUGCUCUAAUACUCCAGUUAUACUCAAUAAUACUGCAGUUACACUCAAUAAUACUGCAAUUAUACUCACUAAUACUGGAGUUUUACUUAAUAAUACUGCAAUUAUACUCUAAUACUCCAGUUAUACUCACUAAUACUGCAGUUCUCUAACUCUAAUCAGACUGACUGUAUUUCAGAGAAUCCUGGAUUUCAGGGUUUGAGGCCUGAGGAUCUGAAUGAUGGCAGAUUAAAAAGCAGAUGAACUGCCUGAACUGAAACACAUUCUGCUGUUUUUACUUCUGUCUAUGGAGUCUUUUUAAAAAAAUUUUACUGCAAUGUAAAGUCAGGAAACAGCAGAAAGUAAAACCAGUGGGACAGUGUAGUUGGAGUUCAGGUGUUUUUUACCUGCAUCUGUCUGUAGAAACGAGAACCUUAGAAUCCUGAGAGUCACUCCUCCAGUCCUCCAACUUUAACCUCAACUAGUUUCUGUUCAUCCACAUCUUUGUGCUGCUGAUUUAAAUCAAAAACAGAACUGGUUUUUAUUAAACUUCCUCCUGCUGGACCUGAGAAAUAAUGUUUGGGUUCAACAGAAUAAAUGGACAGUUGUUUCCUUUAUGGCUUUAAUGAACAGAAGCACAAACACAACUUUUGCAUUUAAUUACCCCAACAAUGAUGCAUUUCCAGCUCAUUUUUCAUGUUAUUACUAAGGAUUUAUGAACUUAAAUAGCAAAAUAUAAAUACAACUCCUUGUGGUUGUUUUGUGUCUGUUUGUUGUUGUUUUGUGUCAUUUUGAAGGAAAUCUGUCUUCUUGGUUUGUGUGUUCAGAGAUUAAAGCGUUUUUCAGACGGAACUCAGUAAAUAAUCAGACUUCCUUCUACCUCCAUCUGCUCCUCAUCCUCCCAUUCCUUGGUUUAUUUUUCCUUCGGUAUUCUGAGAGCUGAUGGAGUCAGCUGGAUGGCGAUCACUAACUGCUCCGUCCGAUGCUCACCUGGCCGGGGAGCCGUGGUGCAUGCUGGGAAGCACCUGAGUCCCAUCAGCAGAAAGUGAAGCAGUGGAUUCACAGACAUGAAGCCUCCUGAGAUCCCUGGGAAUCCCACGUUGUGUAAAGGCCUCAAUGAACUCCAGAACGGACAGAAGCUGGCGGUCAGAACUUGUCCUGUCGGGUCGACUAAGCCUCUGUCACUCAUCAAACCGUCCAAUCAGGGCAUCUCCAUCUCCGUAGUUCCCGCCAAGACUCCCGUCUCCAUGGUGACGGCACACAUCAACGGACAGAAGGCGGCGAGUUCGGAACAGAUGACCCCGAUCAACCUGCAGACGUUCAGCAGCCGGAGAGCUGCAGAGCUGCCCCCCUCCCAGAUGCUGGGAACUCUUACUGCUGUUCCCAUCAAGGUGCCUCAAGUCAGUUCCCUACACCGGCUGGCAGGACAAGCAGCCACCGUGCUACCUCAGGUCAGGCCAAAGACCCAGAUCCCGGACAGCCUUCCCCUAGUUCCCUGCCAGGAGCUGCAGCCGUCCGGCCAGCAGAGGGCGGCGGUGGUGAGCCCUAAAGGCCCCACACUGCCCACCGCCAACAGCACCUUCAGCCCCGACCGGCAGCCCAACGGACAGAGCGACACCUCGCCAUCGGGGGGUUCCGAUUCCGGAGGCUCCGCCCAGCAUGCCUCAGCCGGACCUGGCGUCGCCUACGCCAUCAUCGCCGCCUCGCCGGCUGCCGGGAAUGGAGUGUCGUCGGUCAGCGAAGCCGUGAAGGUGAUCAUCAUCCAACCUCAGACUCCCAGCAGCACCGACAGGCCUCCAGGGGGUGACGUCCCUCAGGAGGCCCUGAAGAAGGACGAGGACCCCGAGAAAAUCGCCUUCAUGGUCGCUCUCGGCCUCGUCACCACAGAACACCUGGAGGAGAUCCAGACCAGGAGGCAGGAGAGGAAGAGGAGAAGCACAGCCAACCCGGCCUACAGCGGCCUGUUCGAACCCGAGCGGAAACGUUUGGCGUCUCAUUACCUGAACAGCUCUCUGUUCCUGUCAGCUGGAGACUCUGAGGACUUCUGCUGGAAGGAGGACUUGGAGCAUGACGACCACUGUGCCAUCUGUAAGGAGGACGGUGAGCUACAGCUUUGCCACAACUGCCCCCGAGCCUUCCACCCCAACUGCCUCCACCUUCCACUAAAAUCGCCCCCCAGAGGCCCCUGGUACUGCCCCAAAUGCCAGAAGAAGGUUCUGAACAAAGAAAACAUGUCGUGGCCUCAGAACUUCGUCCAGUCAUACGUCACACACAAGAUGGUGCGGCAGGAAGAGAAACGGCGGCUGCUGAGGAGAAACACUGAGCUGAAGAAGGAGUGUGCUCACCUGGAGGAACAAGACAAGAAGCUCAACUUGACGUUGCAGCAGUGCGUGGACCUGAGGGACCGCCUCUUGGGGCAGCAGAGAGACACUCAGGCAUCUCUGGAACGUCUCAAAGCUCUCGUCAGGCUGAUCCAGCGCGACCAACUGAUCCAGGUCACCAUGACGACCACCGCCACCAUCACCGCCUCGCUGCUGUCCCCGUCCUGGAUCAAACCCACCAGCGCCGCCGCUGCCGGCCCCUCGGCCCCGCCCCUUCAGACCAGCCAGGAUGACAUCAUCAACUAGCCCCGCCCCCUGGUCAUUGUGUUGAAUAUCCGGACUGAGAGCCUCUGUCUCCACUGAGUAUUUUUAAACACCUACAGUGCUUACGAGAUUUCUUUUUUUAAGUUCUUUUCUAUUUAUUCUUGGCCUUAAUGUAUUUAAAAGUUAGAGAACAGCGCCGCCGCAGGCCCAGAAGAUAUUCCCUUUUCUAACCGUUGUUCUGGUGUAGUGAGAGAACGUAGAGUAGAACUAGUAGAGAACUGUACAGAUCUAUCCCUCUGUCUGCCAUAAGAAUUCAGGUGUAUGGAAACGCAUACGAGCCUUCAAACAAAACAGAGAAUAACCUUUUUCAGUAUUAAUAGAGUCAAAGAAAAAAGUAUUUAAGAUAAAAGUACAGAAAUUAGCAUUUCUAGUGGAGAUUUUAGUAUUUUCUUGCUGAUGCCUGAUCACUGUACAUACGUUUAUUAUUCUCAUUCUUCUCAUCUUUACUGGAGUCACACAGCUGGAGUUCAGUCAGAAAGCUGCUUCUCUGCCUCAGAAACCAGAAAAAAGCACCUGAAAUAACAUCCAGGUUCUACUAUUAGAACUUUAUCUGUUUAACUGCUGCUUCUCUGCCUCAGAAACGAGAAGAAACACGUGAAAUAUCACAAUUUAACAGCAGGGAACAUCCAGGUUUCACUAUUAAAACUUUAUCCGUUAAAUCAGCAGUGUCAAACUCAUUCUAGUCCAGGUUCCAGUAAAACCACAGCAAAAUAACCUAUAAAAAAACCCAUGAAGAACCUAUAAAAAACCUAUUUAAAAAAACGUUAAAAAAACUAUAAAUAACCACAACUCCUGAUGAUUCCUUUGUUUUAGUGCAAAAAUAUUCACAUUUAAGGAAUUAUCACUUUACUAAACAUCAUGAACAACCUGAAAUUUAUGAAGAAGAAUAAGUUCAUCCUCAGUUUAUCAUUUCCACAACACAACUUUCAGAUCACAGAGUGUCGACAAAGCAGCACAUUUAGUCACCUGGAACAGAAUCACAGAGGAUUUCCUGAAGGAUCAAAACCACAAAAAUGAGACAAAAAACAACUAAAAACAAGACAAAAUAUUACAAAAAUGAGACACAAAAUGACAAAACACAAGACAAACGACACAAAACAAAACAUAAGAGACAAAAAAUUACACAAAUGACAAAAAAUGACAAAAGCGAGAAACAAAAAAAAAUGGACAAACGACAAGUCGGGCAAAAAAAGUAAAAAAAACCCCAACAAGAACGAGACACAAAACAGCAAAAAAUGAGACAAACGACACAAAACACAACACAAAAGAGACAAAAAAGUUACAGAAAAAUGGACAAAUGACACAAACGACACAAAAAAUGCGGAAUAAAGCAGAACACAAAAUGACAAAAAUGAGACAAAAAACAAGUGAGACAACAAAAACAAGAAACAAAAUGACAAGUCAGACAAAAAAAGACAAAACAACAAAAACGAGACAAAAUGUUACAAAAAUGAGACAAAACAACAAUAACUAGAAACAAAACGACACAAAACAAAACAAAAAAAAUUAGACAAAAAAGGUACAGAGCAACAAAACAAUGGACAAAAACUAAACACAAAACUGGCAAAAACAAGAAACAAAACGGCCUCUGAAGGGCCGGUUUCAGACCCUUGGAGGGCCAGUUUCGGACCACCGGAGGGCCGGUUUUGGCCCUCAGGCCUCGUGUUCACCAGCCUUGGUUUAAUGGUAGAAACUCCUGGAUGUUUGUGAUUCUCUGAGCUGUGAUCAAACAUAUCGAUGAGGAGCUCCAGGUUUCAGGUUCCUGCAGCAGAGAAGCUCUGAGGCCCAGCGUGGUCCUCCCUUUAACCAGAACAGAAAAUAUGCCAAAAACCUCUUAGUUUUUCUGCUGGACUCCACCUCCUGUUUUUUUAUCCACUUUCUAACUGCUGUGACGAACACUGCCUCAACUCAUCGUCUCGUCACGUUUGUCUUUGUUGCGUCGUUUCAGGACAGAAAUGCGACGCCUCUGUGGAACUACAACACUCCGACUGUCGGGGGACCGCUCAGUUCCGUCGGUCCGUCCGUCUCGCUCGUCUUCCUGCUGGUCGGAGACGUCUCACUUCCUGUCUGACUCAUCCUGUCCUCACCUAUUGGCCAGGUGCAGCUCUGCUACCUGCUGAUGCACAAACACGAACAAACCGUGGAAAGAUGCCUUCAAGAAGAAAAAAUUUGAUUUAGAAUCAAACAUUUGAUUUAGAACCAAACAUUUGAUUUAGAACCAUAUCAGAAGCAGCUCCGGCUUUCAGGCAAACACCAACAAGAACCAACAAGAACCAACAAACACCAACAAGAACUAACACCAACAACAACUAACAAAAACCAACAAACACCAACAAGAACCAGCAAGAACCAACACCAACAAGAACCAACAAGAACCAACAAACACCAACAAGAAUUAACAAAAACCAAGAAACACCAACAAGAACCAACAAACACCAACAAGAACCAACAAAAGGCUUCUAAAAGACAGGAGUCAAUUGACGCGUUCAAAGACUCGCAACAUAUUCAAAGAUUCAGGACACGUUCAAAGAUUCACGAUGCAUUCAAAGACUCACGAUGCGUUCAAAGACUCACGAUGCGUUCAAAGACUCGCGAUGCGUUCAAAGACUCACGAUGCGUUCAAACACUUGCGGUGUGUUCAAAGACUCACAAUGCGUUCAAAGACUCGUGACGCGUUCAAACACUUGCGAUGCGUUCAAAGACUCGCGACACGUUCAAAGACUCGUGACACGUUCAAACACUUGCGAUGCAUUCAAAGACUCGCGACACGUUCAAAGACUCGUGACGCGUUGAAACACUUGCGAUGCGUUCAAAGACUCGCGACACGUUCAAAGACUCGUGACACGUUCAAACACUUGCGAUGCAUUCAAAGACUUGCGACAUGUUCAAAGACUCGUGUCGCGUUCAAACACUUGCGAUGCGUUCAGAGACUUGUGAUACGUUCUAAGACUCACGAUGCAUUCAGAGACUCCUGUCGCGUUCAAAGACUUGAGACGCAUUCAUAGACUCGCGAUGCGUUCAGGUGUUUGUCUGAAAAGUCAGCUCUGCUGCUACAAACUGAAGCUCCUGAAGUUUGUGCGUCUUUAGUCCAGCAGUAAACCCAACAGCUGACAGAUGUUUGGUUUAAAACAUCUGGUUUCUGUAAAACUGCAGAGAAAAGAUCCAUCAGUCGAUCUUCAGGCUGAAAACAUGAAAGAAGAAAAACAUCCAGAACCUUCACGGUUCCUGUUAAAGCUGCACAAACCUCCAGACUUCAUCACCUCCAUCAUUAAAAUGCACAAUAACCAUUCAUCUGCUGUUCAGGUUCAGAGUCUGGAAGAGCUGAAGGUUCCACAGAAACAUAAGAAGCUUCUUCAUGUCUUCAUUCCACUGAUUCACCUGGAAAUGAUUCAGAUUAAACACAAUAAACUGCUUCCUUAACUGGAAGGUUCAACGUUUGAAGCUUUGACUGAUGUUUUUGUGUUUUUGAGGAUUUGUUGUCAGAAUUUUUGGAUGAAUUUUUAAUUUUUUUUUUCCACCAAAUUUUUAGUUACUUUGGAGAAAUUUUGGAUCAUUUCUGGGAAAAAGAUUUGAUUUGACAGAUUUAAUUAUUUUAGACAAAUUUUUAGUAAUUUUUAAACCAAAUUUUAGUCAUCGUUUGGCAGAUUUUUGAGUCAAAAAUGUCAAAAAAAAGUUUUCAUUAUUUUGAACAAAUGUUUCUGGACCAUUCUAGUUCUAUUUGGAGUCAGUUUUGUACCAUUUUUGUAAUAUUGUGCAAAGUUUUAGUUAUUUUUGGACCAUUUUUUGUUCAUUUCAAAACAGUUUUUAGUCAUUUUGGUUUUUGAGUCACUUAAAAAAACUUUGAGUCUUUUAGGGAGAACCUGGGCUCACUUUCAGACUAAAUGUUUUAUGGGGCAUUUUGGAGAAACUUUGAGUCUUUUUCGUGUUUUUUCUCCACAUUAAAGGGGUUUCUAGUGAAAGGUUGCGUAUUUCCUGUUAGAGCCGGACACUGUGACGCCGUUCUGUUGGUUUAUUUGUUAAAAACCUUCCAGACUCUGGACCUCCGGCUGCCUUCUCUCGUCCCGGUGGUCUGAAUGUGCCAUGACUGAAGCAUAUCCAUGAAGAUCAUAUCUCCCAACCUCCUCAUCGUUUCUAGAACUCUUCUCCGGGAGAAACUGUGCAGUGCUUAAACAGAUCUAUUUUAAUACACGACACGACAUUUGAACAAAAAGAACAUUUUAUAUUCUUUUAUGGACGUCUGGGUUUUCUAUUCCUUUCUGCAUUCUGACUUUAGCUCGCAGCGUUCGACGUUUUGUUUUUGCCACAGAGGCGACGACGCGACGGCCGUGUUUAGAGGAAAUGUCUAGAAGUGUCUCUGGUUGGAGCUGUCCAGUGGAUAGUGUGUAUAGGAAGUGUUUGUCUGAAUAUGCCAAUGUAGUUUCUCUUCUUUAUGAUGCAAGAAACAGCUGAUUAAAGAUUAGUCUCACUUUUUGUACCAAGUUCUUACGAAAAAUGGAUCAUUAAUAAAACUAAUUCAAGAACAAA